GGACUGGGUUGUUUAAUUAACCAAGAGCUCAUUUUGUGUCUCUGUAAAACUGUGUGUGUAUAAGCACAGAAUUAGGGAUGGGAAUUAAUAAGAAAAUAGUGGUUCCAAUUCCAUUAUCAAUAUCACUUCAUGGAUUCAAUUCAAUUCCAUAUGAAUUCUCAUUGGGUUCCAAAAUAUAUAUUUUGGCUCUGCUUUAAGAAUCACCACCAUUGCUAAACAGCAUAUCAAAGACAUCAUAUUCACUCUAAUUAAUUGCAUGCUGUGUGCAUAAUGUAUUACAUAUGUUACAUAGAACACUGUGCAACACACACAAAGUUGUGUCAGCAGCAUAAAGCAGUUGUUUUUGUCCUAGUCAUGAAUUUAUUAAUUUUAUUUGGAAAUGCAAUAAAACAUUUUCCGCUGUCCAAAGUUGUUCCAGAAACCCCCACACAGGAUUGAACCAGCUGAAUGUGAAAUAAUGUCCACGAAGCAGGCUGUGAUGGGAGCAUAGUGAGAGCUGCACGUAGGCCUACACAGAACAGCUGUUCUGAUCACACAGUAUGUGGCACUGCUGGUGGAUCAUGCUCUGCUUUCUGUUUACUGCAGAAGUUCAGUAGCAGUGUUGCAUUUUUCUCACAAUUGCUUAUUAAUUAGUUGUGUUGGAGCACACAUAAUUAACAUUUUCUCUCUCAGAAUCAUUUCAACAGCGAAUGUCUAUUUAAAGCAUAGUUUCUGACAUCACUGAAAUUUCUAUGAAGUCUUGUCAUAGCUUGGGAUGACCAAUUAUUUAAAAAAUGUUUAGAAUUUAUGGUUCGCUGUUUAAGACUACUUUCAAUAAAAAGGUAUUUGUGAUGUGUUAUAGAUUGAGAGUGAAUAUUAAAUGUGAAAUUUCCACCAUGACAUGCAGGAAAGUCACCACAUGUACUGUUAGUUAAAUGGUACAGUAUUAUCAGUUAAAGUCAAUAAAAUGCACGCUCACACACUAACACACACACACACACAUGCACGUGUGCACACGCACAGUCUGACGUCUAUUCUGUGUUGUCUGAAAUGAUGCAUCCUCUGUAUCACUGCUUAUGUAUUUAUUAAAAAAAAAAACUUGCCAAGAAACAGCUGGGGUUCUUGACAGAGUAGAGCUGUGUGUUUGUGCAUUUUUGUGUGUUUGACUAUGUGCGUGUGUGACAGAGCAGCUGAUCUUUUCCUUGCUGUUUCUAAUUUGCACAUCACCAUAAUGUUUUACAAUCCCACUUUCAGUAAGUCCCUCCUCUGUCUCAGCUUAAUGCUGUUUUAACUCUGAGCAGACUUGAGGAGCACUGAGCCAGCCAGUCCCUUUGGUGACCGAGCAGCGUGGGGACCUGUGUGGGAAUAAAAGCUACUUUGACCUGCUCCUUAUUCACAAGGGUAUCGCCACUGCGGGCUGCUCUGCAUCUUUGAUUUGGCAGUGUUUUUGUGCUGGAUGCCCUUUCUGACCCAACCCCAAAGGGAUUUGUGUCUACCUCCAGCAUUGAAGUUUGCAGUUUGUAAAUCAUCGUCCAGCUCUGAAAUGGCUGACAGGAAGCUGGAUGGCUUUGGACAGAUUUGGAUGGUAGCGCUCAUACUGCUGUGUAAUCCAGCAACGUUUAUGGUGAAGGCAAGCCUGGCGAUCAAUGAAACCCAGCAGCAGUCUUCAACCAGUGUCUACAAUGACAUUACGGUCACCAGGAACAAGAUAGUCACAGCCCAGUUUGAGUGCUAUCAAAAGUUAAUGAAAGAAAAUACCCACAGCAGACAAGAACCUGUGUGCAAUCGCACGUGGGACGGCUGGCUUUGCUGGGAUGACACCAAAGCAGGAGUUACAUCCGAGCAGCACUGCCCGGACUACUUCCAGGAUUUUGAUCCAUCAGAGAUGGUCACAAAGAUUUGCACUGACAGUGGUCAAUGGUUUCUGCAUCCGGAGAGCAACAGGACAUGGACCAACUACACCCGCUGCAAUGAGCACACUGUAGAAGGCAGAAUGACUGCAAUGAACCUUUUCUACCUUGCCCUCAUAGGACAUGGGCUGUCUCUGACUUCCCUCCUCAUCUCCCUAGCAAUUUUUUUCCAUUUCAAGAGUUUGAGCUGUCAAAGGAUCACCCUUCAUAAGAACCUCUUCUUCUCUUUUGUUCUGAACUCUGUGAUCACCAUCAUCUUGCUGAGUGCAGUGGCCAACAACCAGGAGCUCGUGCAGAGGAAUCCAACAAGCUGUAAAGUGUCCCAGUUUAUUCAUCUGUACCUGUUUGGCUGUAAUUACUUCUGGAUGCUGUGUGAGGGGAUAUAUUUGCACACUCUCAUCGUGGUGGCAGUGUUUGCUGAGAAGCAGCAUCUGAUGUGGUACUAUCUCCUAGGAUGGGGCUUUCCUCUUAUCCCAGCCACCAUACACGCCGUCGCUCGGAGCUACUACUACAACGACAACUGCUGGAUUAGCUCGAAAACAUCACUGCUCUACAUCAUCCACGGCCCCAUCUGUGCUGCUCUUUUGGUUAAUUUGUUCUUUCUACUCAACAUUGUGCGAGUUCUCAUCACCAAACUGAAGGUGACCCAUCAAGCAGAAUCAAGUCUCUACAUGAAAGCUGUGAGAGCCACGCUCAUCCUGGUCCCUCUGCUUGGAAUUCAGUACGUCCUGCUUCCCUACAAGCCAGAGGGACGGGUCUCUUCGGAAAUAUAUGACUACAUCAUGCACAUACUAAUGCAUUACCAGGGUCUGCUUGUGGCCACCAUCUUCUGUUUUUUCAAUGGAGAAGUCCAAGCUGUUCUGAGGCGGCACUGGAACCAGUAUCAUAUCCAGUUUGGCAGCAGCAUAGGAAACCACUCGGAUGCCCUGCGCUCAGCAUCCUACACAGCUUCCUCCAUCACCGAGGUACAGGGCUGCUACAGCAUCGACGGUCACUCGGAACACAUGAACGGCAAAGGCUGCCACGACACAGAUGCCUCCAUACUGAAGUCAGACAGCCCCUUCGCCUGACACAAACAGUGCUCUCAGACUCUGUCCAUCCCACCAUCACCCUUAAAAUCUGCCACAUGCUUGGAGCUCGCCAUCCGGGAAAACUGGCCACUUCCCAUAGAUACAUAGAGGAAAACGAGUGAGGGGGAAAAAAAGGAUUGUACAUCCGGGCUCUCACGCAUCUGUAGGAAAUUAUAACUUCUUAUCCACACCAACACAGGCCCUUUAACUGUACUGUACAGUGAGCUUGAUACAGCUACUCCUGCGCUGUGCUUUGUCUACAAUUUGCAUCUGAACUGCUUUACUUGGACUACGAUGCUUUCAGAUCUUUCAGCCUGACUAAAUCAUUUUUAAAUCAAUAAUUACUGACGCUUGAUUAUCCUCCCAGGUUCAUGUUGUGCACAAAAGGCCUUUUGUUACACUGUAAAUUCUUUUGACACGGUUAGUGCCAAACCAAGAAAUCUUGCCUGCCUCAUUUAUUUUUUCAUUAUCAAUAAUGAAUCAGAUAGGACGUCUAACAUGUGCAUAUUGAAGUAUUAAACAUAUCUGUAUCUUUCACAUGUUAAACUUAAUUUAUCAACAUAUUCUUGUUUAUUAAAUGAAAAUGGAUUAAAUAUCAUACAGUAUUUAUGAAAGGUUUAUAUGAUACAUGUUUUUUUGUUUUUCAAAAUUAAAUACUGAUAUGACUUGCCAGCAGCACAUAAACUUUUCUUUGUUUCAGUGUGCAGUUCAUGUGUGUGCAGUUCAUGUGGGCGAUUUUGGUUCAUGCCACUAGCUCACGUUCUUCAUUUCUAGUCAUGCUGAUGUUUGCACAUGCUCAAGUGAUCCUUACUAACGUGUGCAUCAGUUAGGCCACAUGGUUGCAAUGUUAACACAAUAUUAUCAAAGAGAAGCCACAUUUGAAUGUUGACAGUCAAUGGUGCGUUUGUUUUUUUGUUUUUUAACUGGAACACCCCCCUCAAAUCUGACUUCCAACUCAAAAGGUUGGAGAAUUCCCACCAACAACGAUUUUACAAUCCAGUAUAGCAGUGCAUGUAAUCUGUAAAGCUACUAUUGUGUAUUUCUGACUUGCUGAAUAAGCCAUAUGCAGAGCAUUGACCACGUUUUAUGUGUGAACAUGCAGCAGCGGUGUUUUUAAGCUUAUAAAAUAAGCAAAGCGCUAUAUUGCUAGUCAUGCAUGAAUGGCUUUACCUUGCGAACGAGCAGAAGCAGCUAGGACGCAUUCGGCUCGGGAGUGACAUCGCACCCCGCUCUGACGUGCAACUUCCGAGGCAAAUGAAAUGCAGCAUUUGUUUAAAGACUUGGCUUCCUUAAGCACACGUCACAUUCCCUUUCACUGCUGUCUUUACAUACCCCUCUUAAAGCAUUUAGAAAUAAUUAAGAUGUCAACAGUACUCAGUUUUCAGACUGAAUACAGGAAGUUAAUUGGAUGAGGAGCUGCUUUUUCCAGUACCGUAGUAGGAAGAAAAUUAAAUCAAAUUGAAGAAGACCAGAAUUAUUAAUGUGCGCAGAGAAAGAGGAGAAAGAUUUAAUCCCUCUUGUGUAAUGAACAAAGCCAUGUUUCUGUUUCUUUAUAGUGCAACUGUUAGAAAUUAUGGUAGAUUCACUUCCAUCUUCUUCGAAGCCAGUACACAUUCUUUUCUACCUAAAUUGAAUCUGUAUCUUAAUGUUAGCAAGCGUACUAUCUGUACUAAAAAGCUUGCCGAUUUGUAAGAGACUCACUUUAUCUGAGAACUUCAGGCCGCUGAAUCCCGAUAUAGGUGGGCUUACUUUUGCAUUUUGUCCCCGUCUUUUUAAAGGAUAGUCAUGCUACGAAACAAUGUCUUAAGGCCAGUAUGAACGUUUGAGUUCAGUGAUCAUGUAAUCAGUUUGCACAUAAAAAAUGGAAAGUGCAAUAGAACCAGGAUAAAUCAUGAUGCAAAUGAAGCAAGCAACAUGAAUGUCCACUAACGCUUCCCACUACGCUGAAGAAAUUAAAAAAUGGCAAAAGAGAAGAAGCAUUAGAUCUGUGUGAAGUGUCAAGGAAUAACGUUCCUUAUUUUCAUGCAUGAGCAAAUUAUACAAAUCCCCAAAACUUCCACUGCCUGUUUGUUUUAGGUCUGACUGGUGCUUUCUCAGUUACUUUUAUAUGAAUCCUGUCUGGGGCAAAAACCUUCUUACCUCAGUGAACCAAAUCUUUAUAGUGAUUAGUGGAUAAAAGUGCAUGCAUUAAUUUAGCCAUCCCCAGGGCUGAAAUACUGAUGUUUUGUCAAAGCCAUUGGAGUCUCCAAUACUUACAAGGUUGUGGUACUACAACACACCAAGUUUAAGGGAUCUCUUGCCCCCAGAUCGUCACGUAUAGACACUUGUAGAGGAGCUCUUGGUGUUGUAUUUAACCACACUGGUUUAGAGCAAUUUUUAUAUACACAGGGUUAUGAAUUUACAAACCAUGAUCCUUUCCUAUACCUGGUAGUUUUAUUAUUCACUACUAUUAUUUCUGAUAUUUCUGUAUGGGACGCCAGUGGUAUCUGAUAAAAUGUUGUUAUAUUGUGACCAGGGAUGAAAACACACAAUUUACUGUGAUUUAUUUUAAGGCUAAAACUAUUUCAUUCCCUGAGAGUGAGGUAUAAAGAAAACCUUUCCAAGUCAUCCUGGUGCACUAUGGUAUAACUUGGGCUAAGGUAUAUGAGCCCUCUGCUUUAGCAUAGUGCUAAUGCUAGUCUGCACACAGCCUUAUUAAGAAGUACACAUGAUAAACUUGUCACAUGUUACAUGACAAAAAACCAAAAAAAACCCACUAAAAAUUGUAAAAAUGUGUACUGACAGUUUGAAAGCAUUUAGUUCAUUUUUAAAUGUGUGUUCUUAGUGCUCAUUCACAUCACAGAACCUUCUUUGGACUUUUGUUUCUUUUUUUUAUUUGUCUUUUUUCUCUUCACUGUAAAUCAUUUUAACACAUUUUCCAUAAUGCUGGGAACACACGUCACUAUCAGUCAAUGUAAAUAUUUUGUAAAUCUAACAUUUCUGCAAAGAGGACAAGUGUGAGUGUGCGUAUGCAUGAUUUAUAUAUACAGUAUUAAUGAGUAUAGUAUACUCAUGAAAGCAUUCAACCACUGUUUGUGUGUGUUUUUUUUAAAUGGAGGGAAAUAGGAUGAAUAUAGUAACUCUUUCAUAAGAUUCAUUUGUGAAAAAUUUCAUGGCUAUCUGAAAUAACCACCAAUGAAGAGGUCAAUACAUUUACAUUGCUGGCUAUUCAUUUAUGUAUGAUAACUGUUGUAUGUUUUGAUUGUCAGUCUUUAAUACAGCUGUGACUUAAAGCACUUAUUUCUACACUAAACAAUGAAUUGGCGUAUUUUUAAGAAACAUUAUUCGUAAGUGGUUAAUGUUUGAGGCAAAACCAAUCAGUUUGCGUCAUAUGUUCUCAAUAUUCAUUCUGUAUUGAUUCUAUGUGAGAUCAGGCUUUAAUAUCCAACAUACAGUUUGUAGUUUUAUCAUAUCAGAUCUGCAGGACAGUUUCUUCAUUUAAACAUAAACUAUACAAUCUGCAUGUAUGGUUGACGCUGCACUGCUUUGCAGCAUUUGAUUCAUGUACAAUGAGAAAGCUGUAAAGUAUCCAUAAAUAGUCAUUUAUUCUGUAGUAAUGCCUCAUAAUCAUUGAUGAAAGUAAUUUCAGAUUUGUGGAAACGCCAUAGGGCUUUUGGUAAAUGUAGUAAAUCUUGUGUAUCAUUUAAGUUGUGUAUUUAUGUGUGAAAUGUUUUCAUAUGACUCUCCAAAGGAUUUGUGAUGUCCCCGGUGACACUUGGUAAAAUGUUGUAAAGUAUGACAAAAGCAUUGAGGACUAUGUCUGUAGGUUUUGUUUAUACUGUACUGUAUCUAACUUUGGUAGUCUUGACACAAUGACUUCACACUGCUGUUUGAAUGUAAAUGGUUUUGUUUUAUUCUCUGGAUGUGAAGAACGUAUAUACACAUAUUUACGUACA
Oreochromis aureus is the source of this 6894-nucleotide messenger RNA. RefSeq names its product calcitonin receptor-like a (gene calcrla). Lineage: Eukaryota; Metazoa; Chordata; Actinopteri; Cichliformes; Cichlidae. Bases 1436 to 2959 code for a protein of 507 amino acids. The record is from RefSeq and is a predicted model, not a curated record. The transcript has 13 exons. Gene Ontology annotation, cellular component: plasma membrane. Gene Ontology annotation, molecular function: adrenomedullin receptor activity; calcitonin gene-related peptide receptor activity; calcitonin receptor activity. Gene Ontology annotation, biological process: adenylate cyclase-activating G protein-coupled receptor signaling pathway; cell surface receptor signaling pathway; angiogenesis.